Aedes albopictus (Asian tiger mosquito) is the source of this 1398-nucleotide messenger RNA. RefSeq names its product RING finger protein 37. The record is from RefSeq and is a predicted model, not a curated record. The coding region runs from base 100 to 1365 and encodes 421 amino acids. The transcript has 2 exons. Gene Ontology annotation, biological process: protein polyubiquitination. NCBI's taxonomy places the organism in Eukaryota, Metazoa, Arthropoda, Insecta, Diptera, Culicidae. Gene Ontology annotation, molecular function: ubiquitin protein ligase binding; ubiquitin-ubiquitin ligase activity. Gene Ontology annotation, cellular component: nucleus.
AAUGGGUUUUGACAGCUUCUACGUUUUACAACUUGUUUACACAACGUACUUGGCCUAGCAGUUUUGUCCGUGAAAACUAAUUUAUAAAUUUUAUAUUUAAUGGAAUCAACAUACAAUUUCUUGGACCACAGACUGAAACCAUCGGUCCAUUGUGACGCAAUCGACGAUGACUUCCAUCCGGUUAGCAAUCUCAUCUCAAGUGACCAAAGGACCCUGGACGUUGGAUUCAUGGCGUACUCGGUAACGAAGCCUCCCGUUCAAAUAGUGUUUACGCUUCACUGCCCAAUAGUGGUCCACCGGCUGAAGCUGUGGGUUCACAUGGGAGCGCUAAAGACAACUGCCGUCGAUGUAUACAUCCAAAACAAACGAGGAACGUUCGAUAAAGUCGGGUGCGGAGAAUCGCCAUCCGCGGAGAUAUUUGAAUUUGUCAAUAACCGGAGAAUCUCGCCUACGUCUGCCUCAAUUGAUUUCCGAACAGCACAGUUUUCAUUAUUUCCCACUGUUGGCUAUUUGCUUGCCAGUUGUUCAACCAUAAAGCUGGUUCUGAAAAAGACAACCCGGUGUGUUCCGGUCCUCCGAAAGGUGGAGUGUUGGGGCCAACCAGCUCGAAACUGUCCGAAAGAUCUAAAGGACACAAUCCAGGCAAUGUGGUACAAACCUGCAGUGCCCCAAGAAAUCGUAACAUCGAUAGCAUCAGAAAAACCUCAAGCCGUAACUGCCGAUACACCGGAAGAAUUCUUAGAUGAGCUGACCUGUGACAUCAUGACAAUUCCAAUGAUACUACCUUCGGGAAAAUUAGUUGACCAAUCGACAAUAGAGAAACACAACCAGCAGGAACAAAAGUGGGGUCGACAAGCUUCCGAUCCGUUCACAAGCCUUAUCUACACCGAAACGAGGAAACCGAUCUUCAACGCUGCACUCAAGUCACGCAUAGACCAAUUUCUCAUCAAGCAUUCCAACGUGGCGCAGUUCCAGCAGGUCCCGCGCACUGUCGGCACUAAUCUAAGAGUCGCAUCAAUCAAUCUCAACUCAAACAUCCUCCCGAAACUGUCCAGAAAACGAAAACUGGACUGUGAUCCCCCGGAACUAAAUCUCUCCUGUUCUUCACUGGAAAGCGCAGUUCGGAAGGCUCUGGCCACCACCACCAGAUACACACUGGCCCUCGAUACGGGUAAGGAUCCAUUCGAAAACGCCUGUCACAGUUGCAUGAAGAGCCGGGGAAAUUUCUACAAAAUCGCAACUUGUCAGCAUUUGAUCUGUCGAGACUGUUUGGAUGCGCAAGCACAAAGUCCGUCGAACUGCUGCAAGUGCAGCUGUGGCAUCAGGUUCGAACGGAAAUCAGUGGAAAAGCAUCACGUUAGUUGAGGUGGUUACUAAAUAAAGUUUAAUCUAAUCGAA